UGUUACUAUAGGAACGGACUUGUUUGACAGCCUGAGGGAUUGCGUGGUGGAGUCCGUGGGUUAGUUGGUCAGAUCUUAUCCCAGCGAGGUCCGUCAGGUAGAAAAUGGCCAGACUAGUACAACUUCCACCAAAGUUCCUUCCCAAUGAGUGGACUCUUGAGAACAAGACCCGCUAUACUAACGCUGAGUCUCAGAGGUCCAGGUCGGAAAGACUCAUUGCUGAAAGUCAGAGACUAGUUGAUGAGAUUGAGAAGAGAACUCAAAAGUCUCAGCAGGAUGUCAACAAAAAACUAGAGCAAAGAUUGGAGGACGUUGAGUUCUGGAAAAAAGAGUUGGAUAUCAAGCUUGAAGAAACGGUUAAUGAGAUAGAACAGCUGUUGGCAUAUAAAAUCCGGCUGGAGAAAGCUCUGGAGAGCUGCAAGGAACCGUUGUCCAUCGCACAGCAGUGUUUAAUGGAAAGAGAGAAGAGAGUUGGGAUAGAUCUGGUCCAUGAUGAAGUGGAACGAGAACUCAUUAAGGAGGUGGAGGUCGUUCAAGGAGUGAUGGCUCUGCUGGAACGCACAUUAGAACAAAUGACUGAGCAGAUCAGGUUGAACCGUUCUGCAAAAUAUGCACUGGAGAAGGAUCUGAAAGACAAAUUUGAUGCCAUAAAAAUUGAUAGCCACUGCAGUACCCUGACAAACAAUACUCCAGAGAUUGGCUACGCUAAUAAUGCUGUCAGGAUUCAAGGGAAUUCUGUAACACCCGAUGAUUGGGAAGAAUUCACCAACACAAACAUCUUAAAUGCUGAGAAGCAGCGGAAUAAUGCAUUGGCACUGCGAGCAUUGACUGACAGCAUCUUAUCUGAGACGGCCAGUGACAUGCGCAAACAGUGUGACACGGUGAAUUUUGCCCUAAAAACCCGUGUGGAAGAUACUAAGGAUGCCAAAAACAAAUUGGAAGUGCAUCUGGCUAAGGUAAUGGAUGAAAUCAGUUCUCAAGAAGAGAACAUAGAACGUUUAAAGAAAGCCAUUGCUGAUAAGGAGGGACCCAUCAAAGUAGCUCAUACACGACUAGAAACAAGAACCUUGCGUCCCAACGUGGAACUUUGCCGCGACCCUGCACAGUACAGGCUCAUCAGCGAGGUCCAGGAGAUCACAGCCAACGUGGAGAGGUUACAUGAAACUCUGAGGCUUGCGGAGAGUGAGCUAAAAGGUCUGGUGCGUAACCAACUGUCUCUAGAAGAGGAGAUCCAGGUUAAAGAGAACACAUUAUACAUUGAUGAGGUGAUAUGUAUGCAAAUGAGAGAAGCCAUAUCCAUCAACAAUUUCUAAUGUAGCAGCUUCUCCCGUUCAGAUUACUGAAAUGUAUUUGUUGUGAUUCCUGUCUCAAAAUAAAGUAAUGAAAAAGUAAAGUGAA
This is a messenger RNA of Spea bombifrons (plains spadefoot toad), 1398 nucleotides long. RefSeq names its product tektin 1 (gene TEKT1). The record is from RefSeq and is a predicted model, not a curated record. Gene Ontology annotation, cellular component: nucleus; microtubule cytoskeleton. Gene Ontology annotation, biological process: cilium movement involved in cell motility; cilium assembly. The transcript is spliced from 8 exons. The coding region runs from base 105 to 1313 and encodes 402 amino acids. NCBI's taxonomy places the organism in Eukaryota, Metazoa, Chordata, Amphibia, Anura, Pelobatidae.